UUGUCUCUCUUCGAGGCUGACUCUGUUUAUUUAAAGGCUUAAGGUGGCGGCUUCUUGGAGUCACAUUAUUAUUCCACAGAUGGGCAAAGCCUCUAGCUCUUCCUCUUCCUCUAUCAGCAGCAACAACCACCCCCUUAUCUCAACUGCUUCAUCCCUCACCCGCCUCCACCACUCUGACCUUCCUACAGAUCUCAGGCUUGGCCUCGGCAUUUCAGCAACUCAACAUGUCGGCUCUUCUGUUUCAAGGGGGCAAGCAACAGAUUGGAUCCCAAACCAGCGUGCUCAUCAUGCGGCAGAAGUAAAUGAUUGUGGUGAUCAUGGCAGCUUGUUUGUAAAGGUGUACAUGGAAGGCAUUCCAAUAGGCAGAAAACUCAAUCUGGUAGCUCACGACGGCUACCAUGGGUUAGUGAGGACUCUGGAAAACAUGUUUGACACUACCAUUCUCUGGGGGACAGGGAUGGAUGGGGUGCAACCAGAGAGGUGCCAUGUGCUAACAUACGAAGACGAAGAAGGAGAUUUGGUCAUGGUCGGUGAUGUUCCGUGGGAAAUGUUCCUCUCAACAGUGAAGAGAUUGAAGAUUACGAGGGUAGACGCAUUCGGGUGUUAAUUUUCAGAUAUGACAGUGCAGCCUGUGGAUUUGGUGGUUUCCAAUUUUGUCCUAUAGCUCUAGUGGUAGCGAUCUGUGAUGAGAUGUGAUCAGGAUUAGGGUAGUGGUAGGCAAAGCGUGCUGAAAGCUAUAGACGUAUAUGCACAGCCUCAAAACUUUGUCCUUUUUCUUUAGUAAAAGAAAGUGGGAAAGAGUAGUUCUUGUACAUUCUCA
Molecule: messenger RNA, 820 nt
Organism: Neltuma alba
Lineage: Eukaryota; Viridiplantae; Streptophyta; Magnoliopsida; Fabales; Fabaceae
Product: auxin-responsive protein IAA20-like
Exons: 4
Coding region: 80-607 (175 amino acids)
Biological process (GO): regulation of DNA-templated transcription
Cellular component (GO): nucleus
Source: RefSeq, a predicted model, not a curated record